Olea europaea var. sylvestris is the source of this 1096-nucleotide messenger RNA. RefSeq lists its product as uncharacterized. The transcript is spliced from 2 exons. NCBI's taxonomy places the organism in Eukaryota, Viridiplantae, Streptophyta, Magnoliopsida, Lamiales, Oleaceae. The record is from RefSeq and is a predicted model, not a curated record. The coding region runs from base 618 to 980 and encodes 120 amino acids.
ACUGCCAUGAAUAAAAAGCCCAAAAAAAAAUAAUAAUAAAAUAAAAAAAAAUUGUUAAUUGAAGAUGGGAACCUCCUUUCACAACAAAAGCUAGGGGAAGAAAAAAGAAAAGAAAAGAAAUGACUUUCAGUUUUUUGAUAUUAUAGAAUCAAAGAGUUUUACAUUACUCCAAAAAUAAUAAGAAUAAAGAAGAAUUCAUGAAAAACCCAAAGAGAGAGAGAGAGAGAGAUGCCCACAAGGAAAAAAGGAGGAUUUUGCUAGAAGAAUUGGCAAUGAAUGUUACAAAUAAUGGAAAAUUUAUUGUAGAAGAGGGGAUUAAUUAUCCAGUUAUUUACUUAUCAAGAGCACAAAGAACAACUAACAACCCCCAGUAUAUCUUUCAUUAUUUGUUUCCCUCAAUGUCCUAGACAGCAAAACAUAUUUGUACAAGAGAAGUUCGGAAACACGGAGUUGCCUACUUCUGACUCCCACUAUUUCUUCAAUUCCUUAUACCAAUCCAGUCAACUCCCUCUCCUUCCAAGAAAAAACCCUAUAUUAACUAAAUUCUUUGAUCAAUUUAUUGCUUUGAAAAAUAUUCUGAGUUCCCCCCAAAAAAUCCCACUUUUCGAAUAUUUAAUAUGGCAUUGCAGAUCGAGGUAGUCGAAGAAGUGGAAUCGGAAAAUCAGAAGCAGCCAGUGGCUAAGAUGGUGGUGGAUGAUGAGAGCAAGCAGAAUGACUUCUUGAAGGCAACAGCUUAUGGAGACAUGAAGAAGCUGCAGCGCCUGGUUGACAGCGAGGUUGCUCCAUUUCUGCGUCUGAUGCCCUUUUUUACUACACUCUCCAGUAGCCGGACGGCAACAUCAUUGAGGUGGUUACAAAGGCAAGGAGAAAACCACUACAACCAACCCCAUCAAAAAUUCAAGAGCGAUAUUUUACAGAAAAAUCGCUGUUGCAUAAGGAAGAUUACCAUCAAGAAACAACAAUUUUGGGGGAAAAAAUAAAUUCCAUGGAGCUAGAAGAUGAGAAUGGCUAUUUAUGUUGAAAUUAAAUCACUGACAACAAUCAAAUCAAGUACAAAACCAACAUAUAAAGCACAUUUUUAUACAUAUAAUGUGAU